Molecule: messenger RNA, 351 nt
Organism: Vicia faba (fava bean)
Lineage: Eukaryota; Viridiplantae; Streptophyta; Magnoliopsida; Fabales; Fabaceae
Source: the annotation of a GenBank genome assembly
AUGAUCGUGGACCAAGAGACAAUUUCAGAGGGUUUUGUGCAUCAUCAAGCCUCAAAUGAGGGUACCUUUGUUCCCGACUCAAUUAAGCGAAAAGAUCAAGAUUUUGAGUAUAGAUGCGAUCAUUUGUUCUUUGACAUGAUUGAGAAUGUAAUCUUGCCAAGACAUGCAUUUUACCAGAAAGCUCAACCCAGCCUCCAUGUUCUCCUGUCCAGAAUCCAGCCCUUCCACAUGACAUAUUUGGAGGGAAGAAUUAGAUGCAGAAGUCAAAACCUGAAGUUCCUAGACUCCCAUUUUGUAUGGUAUCAUAGAGUCAACUUGCAGCAGACAACUUCAACUAUCUUCGAUGGUUAA